AUCGACUCUUGAGCGUCAUCCAAUUACAUGCUCGUUACGCUGUCCACGCCUUUGACUCUUCCCAGGUCAAGUGAGUGAUCCAAGGCAUAUCAAUAUGAUACUCAGGACGACAUUGCGACCGGCUAGGCUCCUAGCCAGAUGCGCUACUCGCCGACACCUUUCCACCCGGCCAACGCCAACCUCGAAAUUCAGCGUCCUGCUUGAUUCUCCACAAGCGUCAAAGGACAAAGUACUGCUUGAGCUCGCAAAGCACGUCACUUCGGCACGCAACGCUGUCACGGGCACUGAAGAUUGCACUGCCAUUGUGGCAUCCCAAGACUACGCAGCAUGGUUGCAGGAUGAGAGCUUCAUGUCCUGCUUGCUCGGCCUCCUCUCAGUAUCGGAUGAAGGCAACGCAUUAUCUAGAAAGCUGGACGUCCUGACAGCCGUAUCUGAUGGUAUUGGAUCUCCCUAUGGACUCGAUGAUCCGCAGAAAGGCUUCUCUUUCCUGAGCGGGUCGAGGGACAUCCUGCCCUCGCUUUGGGACGCUGAAAGCUUCACGGGGUCCAGAGAGCCAAACCAGGCCGCCGCAUUAACAUUUCUCGGCAACCCUAUCGAGGGCCACAGCCGACCCCUCGAGAUCACUCUGCCUUUAGCCAACACAAUCUUCCAGAACGGGAGACGAUCGACCUUGUUCGCCAGUGAAUGGCACCGCGACGGCGAUGGGCCUAUGCGCCUCGGCAAACGCGAGUUCAAGCAGUCCCAGCGUAUAUUCACACACAACACCUCGAUGCACUCGACCGCCACCAUACCGCUGAUGCCCUUGGCUCCGCCGAGGAAGAUUGUGACUGGGCUGGGCAACAUUGUUCGGCAGGUUGAGAUCGAUGGCGCCCCUGCCCCGGCAUCGAAGGAGCUUGAGGCGCUGAUCCCGCAACUCUUCGAAACGCGAGGCGCUGCUGGCAUCUCGCCGCCGUCCGGACCGAUUGGUGUCUGGGCCUGGGUCAUUCCGCCGCACGUGGUAGAAGCAGAGGAGCUCAGUGAGGUAGCAUGCUUCAGCGGCGGCUCGAUCGCCAACGAGGCUGACGCUGCUCUUGAUAUGUCUACCAGAGCAGACAGAAUGCUUGCCGCUGGCUGCCGGCUGCACAGAAUCUUGAGCGGUGGUGGCGGCUGGGGAGCGAAACAGGGCCUUUUGUCUCUGGACCCGGAGACGUCAUACGCUCAGCCGGAGCAGAACGACAUUGACGCCUUCGUCAAGGCGUUCGAGGAGAGGAACAGCGCCGAGCCGUCUUCUGGCCUUGUCUCUCCUGGCUCGUACGUCUUGUUUUGCGUCGAGCCAUACCUCACCACGGAACAGAAGCGAAGCUUGAAGCUGCCUCCGAUCCUUUCGCUUGGGGUAUCGCCGCACGCUGAAGACACCCAGCACAGCCUGAGCGAGGGGCCUGGCAAGAUCCGGAUCCUUGACGGAUACAUGGGGAUCCAGUCCGCCGCCGGGCUGUUUGUGAAGGCGUUGCCGGAAGUGGAUGGAAGAGGAACUGGCAAGGCCGCUUCUCUCACAACCAGGAUUAAUGUGCCUAGAUCAUUUCUUGUGCCUGGCAUUGUUUAAGCAUCCUGGACUACAACCAUAAUAUCUGUUGUAGAAUAGAGUUGUACAUUACUGUUGAGGCCCUGUAUCAGCAUAGUCAGAGGUGAUCGCCCCG
Microdochium trichocladiopsis is the source of this 1676-nucleotide messenger RNA. RefSeq lists its product as uncharacterized. The transcript is spliced from 3 exons. The record is from RefSeq and is a predicted model, not a curated record. NCBI's taxonomy places the organism in Eukaryota, Fungi, Ascomycota, Sordariomycetes, Xylariales, Microdochiaceae. Bases 95 to 1582 code for a protein of 495 amino acids.